CGUGACGUGAGCGCUCGUCCCCGUCACGUGUUCCUCCCGCUGGGCCUCCGAGCUCCUCUCUUCUCCCGGUCCUCCCCACCUCGGGCGUGCGAGGGCUGCGCGCAUGCGCAGCGCGCAGCUGUCAUCAGGGCACGGAAGAAGUCGUCCCGGGGAGAACGAGGGGUAGAAGCUUGGGAGUGUUCGUUGAGUGUGGGCAGGAGGGGGAAGAACGCAUAUCCGGCGUGCGGCGCAGUCGCCUGCCUCUCUUCGCUGCGGCCGCACGAUCCUUUUCUCUCGGACAGCUGGAUUGAAAGUGAACCACAAUGGCGGCAGUCACGUCUGAUAGUCCUCCAAAUCCAAGCUGCAAAAUCAUGACUUUUAGGCCUUCAAUGGACGAAUUCAGAGAGUUCAACAAAUACUUAGCAUACAUGGAAUCACAAGGUGCUCAUAGGGCUGGAGUUGCAAAGGUUAUCCCACCAAAGGAAUGGAAGCCAAGAAAACAUUAUGAUGAUAUUGAAGAUUUGGUGAUUCCUGCUCCAAUUCAGCAGAUGGUCACUGGCCAGUCAGGGCUCUUCACACAAUAUAACAUUCAGAAAAAGCCAAUGACGGUGAAGGAAUUCAAGCAGCUGGCCAACAGUGACAAAUACUGCACCCCAAGAUACGUAGAUUAUGAAGAUCUGGAGCGUAAAUAUUGGAAGAACUUGACUUUUGUGGCACCAAUUUAUGGAGCAGAUAUCAAUGGGAGCAUUUAUGAUAAAGGUAUUGAGGAAUGGAAUAUUGCUCAUCUUAAUACAAUACUGGAUGUUGUAGGAGAAGACUGUGGAAUUUCUAUUGAGGGUGUAAAUACCCCAUAUCUGUAUUUUGGCAUGUGGAAAACAACAUUUGCAUGGCACACUGAAGAUAUGGAUCUCUACAGCAUUAAUUAUCUCCAUUUUGGGGAGCCGAAGUCAUGGUAUGCAAUUCCUCCAGAGCAUGGGAAACGGCUCGAACGACUGGCUCAAGGAUUCUUCCCAAGCAGCUCCCAUGGAUGUAAUGCAUUUCUUCGCCACAAGAUGACUCUGAUUUCUCCCUCAAUACUGAAAAAGUACGGAAUUCCUUUUGACAAGGUUACACAAGAGGCAGGAGAAUUUAUGAUCACUUUCCCAUAUGGAUACCAUGCAGGAUUUAACCACGGCUUCAACUGUGCAGAGUCAACAAACUUUGCAACCAUCAGAUGGAUUGAUUAUGGAAAAGCAGCAAAAUUGUGCACCUGCAGGAAAGACAUGGUCACAAUUUCCAUGGACGUUUUUGUGAGGAAGUUUCAGCCAGACAGAUACCAGCUGUGGAAACAAGGCAAAGAUUUAUAUACCAUUGAUCAUACAAAGCCGACUCCUGAAUCAACACCUGAAGUAAGGAUGUGGCUACAGAGAAGAAAGAAAAUAAGGAAACUUUCCAACAGCAGCUUCCAGCACAACAGAUCUCGAUCUAAAAAGCUUAAAACUCCAGGGGACAAGAGACAAUCUGCUAUGGCAACUGGUGCAGAAAUCAAAGAGACUGAAGCAACUACUGAUGGCUUCAAGGUCAAUGAAAAACCAGAUGAAAAAGUGAGACCGCUAAGUACAGAAGUGCCUUCUGGAGAAGAAGAAAGCAGUAGUAGAAUGCAGCUGGAUCAACAUUUAUUGGAUAAUGUCAAGGUUGCAGGAAUGGAACCAAAAGCUGAUGAGGAUAAGGAAGAUUCCAGUGACUCUCUCGUUACAUUUGAAGAUUCAGAGGCCUGUGUGCCCAGUUCUAAUAGCUGUAAGAAAGAAGAGAGUUUGAAAACUCAGUAUAAGUCUAAAUCAUCCAUGCCAUACCUGAAGUGCCAGGAACAUAAUUCUGAGGCAGAAAACCCUGCUAAAAAGGUGAAUGUCUCUACAGAGGAUGAUGUCAGUGACCUAGAGAGUGGAAAUAGCUUGAGACAUGGUGAAGUACCAGUUACAAAAAGGAAUGAAGAUGAUGACAUGGAAACAUCCAAUUCAGCAGAAACUGAAGGAAAGAAGGUAUCUAAGAGCUGGCGUCAUCCACUAAAUAAACCCCCAGCUAGAUCUCCAAUGACUUUGGUUAAACAGCAAGCAACUAGUGAUGAAGAACUGCCUGAAACUGCAUUUACUGAAGAGGAAGUUCAAGAGACGGAGACAUGGGCCAGGCCUCUUGUCCACCUUUGGCAGACAAGAACACCUAAUUUCAAUGCUGAAAAAGAAUACAAUGCAUGUUGUGCAAAAAAGGAACCCCACUGUGCUAUUUGCACUCUUCUCAUGCCGUACUACAAGCCAGACAAUCUUGAUGAAGAAAAUUCUACUUACAAGGAAACAAACUUAGAAGAAAAACUGAUGAUUGAAAAUGAGAAGUCUAGACCUCUUAUUCCAGAGAUGUGUUUUAUUUAUAGUGAAGAAAACACUGAAAACUCUCCAUCAAAUGCCUUAAUUGAUGAGGAUGGAACAAGUCUUCUUAUUUCCUGUGCAAAGUGUUGUGUACGAGUACAUGCAAGUUGCUAUGGUGUUCCUUCUCAUGAAAUCCAUAAUGAAUGGUUGUGUUCUCGAUGCAGAACAGAAGCAUGGACAGCUGAAUGUUGUCUCUGCAAUUUGAGAGGCGGUGCAUUAAAACAAACUACUGACAAGAAGUGGGCUCAUGUAAUGUGUGCAAUUGCUGUUCCAGAAGUCAGAUUUGGUAAUGUCACAGAACGUACACCGAUAGACACUAGCAGAAUACCUUUACAAAGAUUAAAAUUGAAAUGUAUUUUCUGCAGACAGAGAGUUAAGAAAACCUCAGGUGCCUGCAUUCAGUGUUCGUAUGGACGCUGUCCAGCCUCCUUCCAUGUGACCUGUGCCCAUGCUGCAGGAGUGCUCAUGGAGCCUGAUGACUGGCCGUAUGUUGUCUACAUCACUUGUUUCAGGCACAAGAUCAACCAAAAUGUGAGAACUAAAGCAUGUGAGAAGACCAUUACAGUUGGGCAGACGGUCAUAGCGAAACAUAGGAAUACGAGAUACUACAGCUGCAGAGUCAUUGGAGUGACAUCACAGCUUUUCUAUGAAGUCAUGUUUGAUGAUGGUUCUUUUAGUCGGGAUACUUUUCCUGAAGACAUCGUGAGCAGAGAUUGCCUAAAGCUGGGCCCACCUGCAGAGGGAGAGGUUGUUCAAGUGAAGUGGCCUGAUGGAAAGCUGUAUGGUGCAAAGUAUCUGGGACCAAACACAGCUCACAUGUAUCAGGUUGAGUUUGAGGAUGGUUCUGAAAUACUAAUGAAGAGAGAAGAAAUCUAUACUCUAGAUGAAGAGCUUCCUAAAAGAGUGAAAGCACGUUUUUCUACGGCGUCUGACAUGAGAUUUGAAGACACGUUUUAUGGAGCGGAUAUUAUUCUGGGAGAAAAGAAGAGACAGAGAGUACUGAGUUCCCGUUUCAAGAAUGAGUAUGUAGAUGAUCCAGGAUACCGCACCUUCUUAAAAAGCUCGUUCCAGAAGAAGUGCCAGAAGGGACAAUAAAGGAAGUAAUGAAGAGACGAAGACAGACAGAAAGACACACACACACACACUGUUUUAGACUGGUUAUAGCUGACUAAAAA
Molecule: messenger RNA, 3553 nt
Organism: Phasianus colchicus (ring-necked pheasant)
Lineage: Eukaryota; Metazoa; Chordata; Aves; Galliformes; Phasianidae
Gene: KDM4C
Product: lysine demethylase 4C
Biological process (GO): regulation of gene expression; chromatin remodeling
Cellular component (GO): chromatin; nucleus
Molecular function (GO): histone H3K9 demethylase activity; histone H3K36 demethylase activity
Source: RefSeq, a predicted model, not a curated record